UGUCUUGGGCUCAAUGCUUCCUGUAGAUGUAGGUGUGGGAGUUUGACGCCGUUGUUGAUGUGAACCUUACGGCAGCCGUCCGUCACCGGUCUUCUCCUUCCUCCCUAUGUUGUGAAGUCGACGCAAGGGGCAGCUCACCCCAUUGUCCAGCAGUUCACCCCAUUCCCUUUCCCGUAAGAGUGCACAGCACGGACCGGCAGUCGUCGAGGCGGAGGAGGAGAGCAUCGGCGUGCCGUGCGGAGCAGCGGCCGCUGCUCCUUGCCAUAGGUGCCGUACAGCCGAUCGACAUCGACAACUCGUGAGCAGGCUCUUGGAGACCGCAUCGAGGGGAAUCGGAUACCGCAUCGAGUGCAAAGGGGCGCGGCGUGCGCAGUAGGCGGCAGCGAUUCCAGCCGCGUCCGGGCUACGCGGCAUUGAUUCCUGCUGCGGUCAUGCAGCCUUGAAGGUUGUUUUGAUCAAUCGCUGCGUCGAUCUCGUGGAAGACAGUCUGCAUCGACGAGGCAUUGGGCAUCGAGGCAUCGAUUCCUGCUGCGCUCGUGAAGCCUUGCAGGAUGAUUUGAUCAAUCGCUGCAUCGAUCUCAUGCAAUACAGUGGGUCUGCAUCGACGACGGCCACAUUCAUUUCGAAAAUGCGCCAUUGAAGAGCCGAGGCCUCCUAUUUUAGAGACCCCUCGGUCGCAAAUGGCUGCAAGAGGAACCAAGAGGAAAUUUGAGGCCGCUGAACCUCUGAUCUGCUCCUCCCCUUCUUCGGCGUCGCCCAUCGACGUCGGUAAGCUGGGAGAGGAGUCCGUGGAGCUGGAAUUGAGCGAAGAUUCGACCAAAUCUUACCUCUUCGACGCUGCAUCCGGAGCCACUGCACAAGACGAUGUGGAGCUUGUCACUCGUGCACUCUCCUCCGUAGCUGCGAAGUCCCCCGAAGCCGUCCGGCAGUUCAUCCGCCGCCUCACCCCGGAGAAGGUUGCACGCUCGCUGGACUAGGACCUCCUCGAAUCGGACAAACUAAGAAAGGUAAUACCUUGCUCUAUUUGUGUUUCCUCAUGAUUAUUUUGGUAUGCUCAAUUUGUGUGCUUAGAUGGCCGGCGGAGGUCACACUCACUGGACUGAGGACGAACUCCAUGCGUUCUUGGAAAGCUGCAUGGAGGAAAUAGAAGCUCGCAACAUCACUUCGUCAUGCCCCAAGACUCAGGGGUAUGCCAACUUGCAGGCCAAGAUGCUGUCCAAGGCAGGGAAGCAUGUCAGCAAGCAGCAAGUGAAGAACUUCUGGGGUGCUUGUCGCCGCCGUUUCCAGACCUGGACAUGGUUGGAAUCGAUGGCUACAGGGCUGGGAACAAACCCGUACACCGGCAGCAUUGACGCCUCCCCAGAGUGGUGGGAAGCAAUGGAAGGGAUGAGAAAAUGUGCUAGGUCUUUCAGGAAUGCACCUCUCAGAUUCAUUGCUGAGCACCAUGCUGUCUUCAGGGGGAGGUGUGUUGUCGGCAACCGUUCAAGUGUCCCAGGCACUGAACUGGAACAGCAGUUGCAGCCAGCCAACGCAGAACUCCUCGAUGUUGAGGACCUUGUCGACGUGCCAGAUGCGCCACAGUCACCUGAUCCACCAUCACGGUCAAGGCCAACCAGGGGUAGGGGCAAAAGGGUGGCAACACCGGCUAGUGGGUCUAGGGGUUCCAAAAGGACCCGCAGUGACUCCACCGGUGAGGCUUUGCAUAGGCUCGCUGAUCUGAGGGUUAAGUCUAGUGAGAGUAAGGCACAAAAGCAGCGAGAACGUGAGGCUAUGAGUGCUCGUGCAUGCAUUGAGUUGGUCAAGUCUGAUGGGCACUUAUUUAGCUCAGAUGUUUACCACAUGGGGGUUUUGCUCUUUAGUGACCCAUACUUUUGCGAGUUCUUCCUAGGUGAUGCCAUUACCCCGGAGAUGCGUGAGUACUACAUUAGGUUCCACUAUGCCAUGAAGUUUCCUAAUGGUGGAGGAUUUUUCCCUCCACCAUCUUGCUCAGGGGGUUGGUUUCCACCUGGUGGUACACGGUUUGAUGGGGGUGAUGGGGGGACCCUGGGGAUGAUGGUGCUGGGGGAGCCGACGGAGCUGCAGUGUGUUGAGUGGGUAUGGUGCUUCUGCUAGUGCUAUUGUGUGCUGUUGUGUGCUAGCUGUGUGUUAUGGCCGUGCUGUGUGUGCCUCUGUGAGUUGCUACUGAGUGACUGCUGCUAAGUUUUGCUGCUGCUGGUGCGACUGAAGCUGAAGUUGGUUGCUCUGCCUUUUUAUUCCAUCGUUAUGUUAGUGAAAUAAUGUGUUCGAUUUUUAAAUCGAACAUAGUUAUGUUAUAUGCAGGUUGAUUUGUAUUGAUGUAAGAACAAUUCGGCACACGUUGCGUAUUAAUCUAAGUUGGUUGUUCUAAUGGAAUAAUUUAUUUUA
This is a messenger RNA of Oryza sativa Japonica Group (Japanese rice), 2403 nucleotides long. RefSeq lists its product as uncharacterized. NCBI's taxonomy places the organism in Eukaryota, Viridiplantae, Streptophyta, Magnoliopsida, Poales, Poaceae. The record is from RefSeq and is a predicted model, not a curated record.